This is a messenger RNA of Prorocentrum cordatum, 2070 nucleotides long. The record is from the annotation of a GenBank genome assembly. NCBI's taxonomy places the organism in Eukaryota, Dinophyceae, Prorocentrales, Prorocentraceae.
AUGUCGGCGCUCUGGACUUCCAGCCACAGCCUCGAGCCGCUGGCAUCCCAGGGCCUCGACCUCGGCAUCCACGGCGCCGCGCCCACCCCGCCAUGGGCGCAGUCGGCGUACAGCCUGGAGUCGAGUACCCCUGCUGGAUGGGGGAGCGGCGCGCUGCAAGCGGCGACAAGCGCAGCGCAGGCUGCCGAGGACGUCCGAGCCGCGGGCUUCCGGCUCGGGGUCUGCGCGCUGCUUCGCAACUUGUGGCUGCACAGGCUCGCCCAGACCCUGUGCGGCGCACGCAGGCGCCUCGCGCAGGCGGCACUGGGCCGCUGGCACCGCUCGGCGAUGCGCAGCAGGUGGGAGGAGCUGCGCAGUGCGGCAGAGUCCAGCGCGCGGGAGAGGGCCGAGGAGAUGCUCUCAGAGUACGCGCGCCAGUCCGCGCAGCUGCGCCAGCAGUGGCACCGGGAGCGCGAGGAGGUAGUCGCCUCGGAAGGCCGGGACAAGGGCUGCCACAUCGAGGUGUCCUCAGAGGGCCUGGUGCGCUUGAAGGCCAUUGAUCAGCAGCGCCGCGCGGAGCUUGCGGAGCUGCACCGCCAGCACAGCGAGGCUGCCGAGGGGCACGCAGCGGAGUCCCGGCGCCGCCUCUCGGCCUGCCGCCGCGCCUCCCGCGAGCUGGCGGCGCGAGCGCUGGGCGGGCUCGGCGGCGGCAGCGGCGGGGAGGAGCUGAAGUGGGUCAGGAACGACCGCGACAUCAACCUCCUGCAGUGGGCCUUCGCGCAGCAGCCGGAGGUGUGGAUGGUGCCCUUCCCGCCCGUCGCUUCCCUCGAUCACGCCACGCUGCUCGACCGGCAGCGCGACGCCCUGGCCGGGGAGCUGCGCCGCGUGCUCGAGAGUGCCUCGGAGCUCCGCCGGUGGGCGCGGCACGAGGCCUGCCCGCCCGCCGGGACCGCGAGGCGCCAGCGGCGGGCUGUGCCCCUGGGCGCGAGGCUCCUCGGGAGCGCGGCGCGCAAGGCUCUAGCCAGGCAGGCGCUCUGGGCGCUGCUCCGCCUGGUGCCCCCGCCCAGGGCCUCGCAGAGCCCGCAGCGAAGGCUCGGGCCCGACGCCGCGGCUCAGGUCUCGCCGGAGGGCAGGUUCCCGGUGCUUCCCGUGCACGUGGCGGCCGGCGCUCUCGGCGGGCCGUGUGCGCGGGUGCCGGACCACCGGCCUCUCGGCGAGCGCGCGCCCAGCGCGGCGCACCAGCACCACCAGCACGAGGGCUACGACGCCCUGGGCACGUUCAUCCUCGGCGAGGCCCUCGACGACCGCGGCGCGCGGCGGCGGCUGAGCACCAAGCAGAGCGUCUGGUUCCCGGAGGACGGCUCCAUCUUCUCGCCCAUCUCCGCCGCGUCGCCGGAGGGGGACGCGGCCUCGCCCGGGCGGUCCUCCCAGCGCUGGUCGACUCUCAAGUCGCCGGUCUCGGGUGAGGGCGCGGCCUCGCCCAGCCGUGUCGCCCAACGCAGGGCCACGGAUUCGGCGGGAGGGCGCUCGAGCGGUUCCGACGCGGGCGCGCACGGCGCGCCCGAGGAGGCAGGCAGCACCGCCGGCGCGGCGCAGCCAGGGGGAGGAGUCGAGCCGCGACGGAGCCAUCUCGGCAGGCGGAAGGCGAGGACAUCGGAUGAGCUGAUGUCGGACCUGCUGCCGUCGCGCAGGGGCACCUUGGACGCAGCAGAGCCACGGCCCCCCGCUUUCGGGUUGCAGCCGAGCUCGAGGAGACCGACGGGCGCCUCGUCCGAGGCAUCCUGGCAGGCGGCCGGCGAGGACGGGCCUGCGGCCGUCUCCGCGACGAGCCCCGGCCGCCGCCGCCGCACCGACGGGCUGCGGGAGCUCGCAGGGCGGGGCGACAGGCCGGGCGGCCGCUUCCCCGCCGCGCUCGGCACGAGCGGCUCCACGCCGACGCCCCGCUCGGCCGCGGCCGGCGAGCCGCCGGAGGAGCCGCCGAUGGACGAGGGGCAGCCUCGGCUGACGCUCGAGCAGGAGCUGGGGCUGACCAUGGACCUCGUCGAGGCGCUGUCCGAGGACGACGAGCUUCGAGGGUCAAACAGGACAUGA